UCGUGGAUUGAAGAGAAUCCCACAAGACGCCACUCCGUUGACCAGAGUCCGCACGCAACGGUACCCUUUGUCCUGAGAGCCACCAGUUAAGAGCCUGCUUCGUCUGCGAUUCUGCGACGAGCGAUCACGCGUCGCAGCUGUCGCAGAGCGCGGCCGUUUGGUAUCCAGGCAGGUUUUAGUAGCGAUCCCGAUUCGUCGCCAUCGUCGCCAUCGUGUCGCCAUCGUCGCCUUUGUCGCCAUGGCGUUGUGCGUUCGUCACGCAUGCUCGUCGCCUGGCUUCUCGACGGCCCGCGCGAUUCACGCCGCGGAUCGCGGAGGAAAGGCGACCGUCGCCGAGCCGUGCACCCGUCACACAACGGGACGACCAAUGGCGAUCCGAUCAGUCGCAGCUCGCUACAAUCACACGGCGAGUCCCCCCCGCCGAUCUCAGCCAAUCAGCCGUCUCCUAGGCUCCACGUGGUCAUCCUCCCUCGGGUCCGUCCACGCGACGCGAACCACCGACUUUUCACGCACGUGCGGUAAUAGUGUCCCCCGCGAGACCGCACGUGCGUUGAAUCCGACUUGUCCUCCUACGGCAUCCCUAGGGGGACUCGGCCGUGUCGCCUUCACCAGCGGGUUGGGUCUGGCCGUCGGAAUCGGCGCGCUUAUGACGUAUCUUGCCGUUAGAACCGGGCGGAGAUUAAUCGACAGCAGGAGGAACGCCACUGGCGGGAUUGCCGCCGGCACUCGCGCUGUAAGAGCGGCCGCGAGAAGCGGUGCUGCUGCGAACGAUGGUGCUGCUGUUGCUAGCGGGAAUGGCGGCGGGAAUCCCGGAAGUGGGAAGCCUAAGCGGAGUCCGGAAGGGCUUACACUGGUUGGGGGGAACGGAGAGGUGCAUCAAAAGCUGACGUGGCAGCUUCCCUCGUUACAAGAACCUUACAGACCCUUCUUCGGACCACUGGCGAACUGCCACGUGGAGACCAUCUUUGCAGCCGUGGCUCGCUCCCUGCCCGCAGUGCGGUUCAGAAGGGAGUGCCUGAGAAUGGCUGAUGGCGGCACUGUUGCUCUUGACUGGCCAGUGGGGGGAGAGGCACUAGAGGGGACGACUGCCAAUGGCGAGGUGCCACCUGGCACUCCCUGGCUCAUUCUACUGCCCGGGCUGACAGGCGGCAGUGACGACACCUAUGUGCGCCACAUGCUGGUGCGGGCCAGGAGGGCGGGGUGGGGAGCGGUGGUGUUCAACUCCAGGGGGUGCGCCAACAGCCCUGUCACGUCGCCGCAGUUCUACUCGGCCUCGUUCACGGAGGAUCUAAGGCAGGUGGUGCGCCACGUGGCAGCACUGCAGCCGCUCGCCCGCCUCUAUGCUGCGGGCUGGUCACUGGGGGCCAACAUACUUGUGCGAUACUUGGCUCAGGAGGGCGAGGAGGUGCCUCUGGCAGGGGCGGUGUCUCUCUGCAACCCCUUCGACCUCGUGCUGGCUGACAAGAACUUCCACAUCGGAUUCAACAACUUCUACGAUCAACGGCUGGGAUCAACACUCAGGGGCAUCUACGCCGGCCAUGCGUCUCUGUUUGAGGGUCUGGGGGGCGAGUAUGACAUCGAGCUCGUUGCACGAGCCAAGACCGUCCGCGACUUUGACGUUGGGCUCACGAGAGUCUCGUUCGGCUACCCCUCAGUGGACGCCUAUUACUACGACGCCAGCAGCUGCCGCAGCAUACCAAACGUCCGCCUACCUCUGCUGUGCGUUCAGGCCUUGGAUGAUCCUAUUGCGCCUGCAGACGGCAUUCCUUAUAGUGAAAUCGAGGAGAACCCAUUCACCAUGCUUGUGGGUACAUCCCACGGUGGCCAUCUGGGGUGGGUGGCGGGUCCCGAGGCUCCCUUUGGCGCCCCUUGGCCGGAUGUCCUCACUAUGGAGUUCCUCGAGGCUUUGGAGAAGAGGGCGGUUGAGGAUGAAAGUGAAGGCAUUCCCCAGGAGACUGCUCAUGAGAAGUUGUUUGGGCGCAAAGAGGAGUUGGAGGUGGUUGGGGAGGGCGACGCUGGUGAUGAGAGUGGCCGAGGCGCGGAAGCUGGCAGGGACGGAGGGAUUCGGGUGUCAUGGUAAUGAGUUAAUGAAGCAUUGAUGUGUUGUUAUUACGCUUUGAAACUGUAGGGAUUACGCUUUAGUGUUAUCGUACUGUCGAGUUGCCCUUUUUACGAUACUUUUCGGCAGGGCUCUCGCUAGACACAGGAGCUGGAGAAUAUUACCAGAUACAUUAGAGUAAUUGCAAUUUUAGCCAGAGCCCUGCUUCUCGGCAUUUCUACAGUGAUGGUUGGACACGGAGGGGGUUUUUACCAUUUUGACGUGUCAUUGCUCAUGAAGACUCAAGACGCGUGCAAGGAAAAUCCCUUUUCCUUAUCGAGCCUCGCUUGUUAAAUUCUAUAUUGUGUAAUAUAAUUGUUAGGCUUGGUAGGUUACGAACUAUACUGGAGAGGGUACAAUCCCCUCCUUGUAUCCCUCACUCUUUCUAGUUCCUACCCGUU
This is a messenger RNA of Closterium sp. NIES-67, 2499 nucleotides long. NCBI's taxonomy places the organism in Eukaryota, Viridiplantae, Streptophyta, Zygnematophyceae, Desmidiales, Closteriaceae. The record is from the annotation of a GenBank genome assembly.